Strongylus vulgaris is the source of this 240-nucleotide messenger RNA. Lineage: Eukaryota; Metazoa; Nematoda; Chromadorea; Rhabditida; Strongylidae. The record is from the annotation of a GenBank genome assembly.
AUGGCAGCACGAUUGAACAUUAACCGAUUUCAUUGGUUCUGCUUUCUUUUGUGGCAAUGCGCGCUGUUCUAUUGCUGUCAGCAAAUAUUCCCGAAGCAAAGUUUUGCCAUUAAACGUGCACAUCCGUUGGUGCACGAGGUCUCCGGGCCUACAAUGCCCUGUUGUGAAGUUCAGCGAACAAUGUCGAUUCACGCUUGUGUUUCUGUGAUGGCAGAAAAACAGUCUUGGUUUUCAAGUUGA